This is a messenger RNA of Equus quagga, 789 nucleotides long. RefSeq names its product annexin A1 (gene ANXA1). Gene Ontology annotation, biological process: prolactin secretion; positive regulation of vesicle fusion; response to peptide hormone. Gene Ontology annotation, molecular function: cadherin binding involved in cell-cell adhesion; calcium ion binding; calcium-dependent phospholipid binding. The transcript has 8 exons. The annotation marks the transcript as partial. The record is from RefSeq and is a predicted model, not a curated record. NCBI's taxonomy places the organism in Eukaryota, Metazoa, Chordata, Mammalia, Perissodactyla, Equidae. Gene Ontology annotation, cellular component: cytoplasm; plasma membrane.
CUUCAGCCCCUGGAUGAAGCUCUGAAGAAAGCCCUUACAGGUCACCUGGAGGAUGUUGCUUUGGCUCUAUUAAAAACACCAGCCCGGUUUGAUGCUGAUGAACUCCGUGCUGCCAUGAAGGGCCUUGGAACUGAUGAAGACACUCUGAUUGAAAUUUUGACAUCAAGAACUAACAAAGAAAUUAGGGAAAUUAACAGAGUCUAUAGAGAAGAACUGAAGAGAGAUCUGGCUAAAGACAUCACCUCAGACACAUCUGGAGAUUUCCAGAAGGCUUUGCUUUCUCUUGCUAAGGGUGACCGAUCUGAGGAUUUUGGCGUGAAUGAUGACUUGGCUGAUUCAGAUGCCAGGGCUUUAUACGAAGCAGGAGAAAGGAGAAAAGGGACAGAUGUGAACGUGUUCAAUACCAUUCUGACCACCAGAAGCUAUCCUCAUCUGCGCAGAGUGUUUCAGAUGUACACCAAGUACAGUAAGCAUGACAUGAACAAAGUUCUGGACCUGGAGAUGAAGGGGGACGUCGAGAACUGCUUCACAGCUAUUGUGAAGUGUGCGACAAGCAAACCAAUGUUCUUUGCUGAGAAGCUUCAUAACGCCAUGAAGGUAACAUUCUACUUAUAUGCUUUGCUUGGGGGCAAAACUAUUGUUUGUGAAGAGAACAGAAAAGCUCAUACUGCCCCACGAAUUGCAAGAAAUCAUAAUGGAGCUGGAAAAAAUCCAGGAAAAUUUGAAACUUGUAUAUGGCCAUUCAAAUGUAACAGUGCCCCCAGAGAAGAUAAUACACUGGAGAUCUGA